Messenger RNA from Diaporthe amygdali, 267 nucleotides. RefSeq lists its product as uncharacterized. The transcript is spliced from 3 exons. Bases 1 to 267 code for a protein of 88 amino acids. The record is from RefSeq and is a predicted model, not a curated record. NCBI's taxonomy places the organism in Eukaryota, Fungi, Ascomycota, Sordariomycetes, Diaporthales, Diaporthaceae.
AUGGAUGCCCUCUCCCGGUCUUCGGUUGCUGUCGGAGUAGCCCCUUUGGAGAUCGGCCCUGCGCGGAUCAGUCUCCAAUCGUGCGGAGUACACGCCAGAGAAGACAACAUGUCAAGCGUGAACCUGCGCGUGAUCGACAUAGACGACGUGGAGAUCCGAUUUUCCAGUGUAGUCUCCGAUCUUUGGCGGGUCGCACAGCUUGCCAUUCUACUUUUGCGGCUGCAAGCCCGAUUGACAUAUCCUGCUAAAUGCACUGCUGUGGGUUGA